Oryza brachyantha (malo sina) is the source of this 897-nucleotide messenger RNA. RefSeq lists its product as uncharacterized. Lineage: Eukaryota; Viridiplantae; Streptophyta; Magnoliopsida; Poales; Poaceae. The record is from RefSeq and is a predicted model, not a curated record. The coding region runs from base 55 to 678 and encodes 207 amino acids. The transcript has 2 exons.
GGCGCUGCUACUUUGGUAGAUCUUGCUGCGUUAGGAAGAGGGUAUUCAGUUCGUAUGGAGGAACCUGCACAAGAGCAGCGCCGCCUCGUGCACAUCAGGUCCAAAGUGUUGUUGUCUGAGAUUCUGAGGAGCAUGGGUGCAAAUGAGACACAAUACAGUUGCCAUGCUGUAGUGGAUGGCUAUGUUAGGUUUGCUGAGGCAACUAUUUAUGCUGCAAGAGAAGGUGCAGAGCCUCUUCUUCGUGCACAGGGUAUGUCAACUAUAAGAUCAUGCGAUGCAGAAGAAAGUGCUGCAAUUACAUUAAUUUCUGUUAUCAAGAAAGAAUGUAGAGUGGAGUUCACCGAUACGAACUGGCUUGAUAUGAAUCGCUAUCAUGGUGAGAUGGAGCGACUGAAGAGAGUUGUUGGGAGAGCUCGGAAGAAACACAAUACUCUUGCAAAGAAGGCACACUUGCUGGAAAUCAGUUGGGAUAGAGCUAUAGAUUCAUUGGCUUCUGUCAACCAAAUAUGUGAUGAUACAUGUUCUUCUGCUCUAGGAGGUCCUGAUGCUGAUGCUCUUAAUCAUCGUGAGGUUGGAGUAUUCUAUGAUGUGCACCGUCUUGGUGAAUAUGCCCAAUCUUGUAUGGAUGAAGGUUUGGCUAACCUCACCAGUGCUGGUGGUAGAUACAUCCAAGGAUAAGGACACCUGGAUGGAUUGCUCUUGGGAAGUAAGUUGAGAGAAAACAACAGAUGUUGUGGCUGAAAUUAUCUCUAGUAUCUUAUCAGUAGGAAUCCUGCAGUUGACUGUAAUAAGUGUCUGUUAUAUAGCAAUAGUUGUGUAUAGCUAGGCGUUGAUGCAUGGAACAGCAUGUAUGUAUGCCAUAUAAAUGGUGGUUAUGUAUUUGUCCAUAGCAUAUAG